AUGUCGCUGUGUGGCUUCAAGCAGAGACCCGGUUUGCGGAGGGGGGAUGGAUGGAGGAACCCGGAGCCGUCCUCCCUUCUGGCUGCCAGAUCACCGUGUUGGGGGAGGGGGGGAGGGCACAGUUCAGACCCCCUCCCCCCCCCCGGCUCCUCACAGCUCCACGGGGGUCGAGCCGCCGAACGCAGCGCUUGGAGAGAGGCAGGGAGCGCUCGGCGUGCGGCGCUGGGGGAGCCGGGGCUCCAGAAGAGCGGCGUCCCACGAAGGAUCCCAGAGCUCCAGGAGCCCAAAUUCCCCACGCGAAGGAUCCCAGAGCUCCAGGAGCCCAAUUCCCCUCGCUCAGGACCCCUCGCAGCACCGAGAGGGGCGCUUCCCCGUGCGAAGGUCCCCCCCCUCCCCCCCGAGCUCCAAGAGGAGAACAUCCCCGCGCCAAGGACCUCUUCCAUCUCCAGGAGCCCGUUCCCCGGGCCGGGACCCCUCGCGGCUCCAGAAGAGCAGCUCCCCACGCGAGGGCUUUGGGAGCUCCGUCCUGCCUGCGCCGCACCCCGUGCCCCACGCCUGGAACCCAGGGCAGCCCGGGGGGGCAGCAGGAGCAGCGCUGCAGCGCAUCGCACUGAGACACGGCGCCCGGCAGCUUCGGCUCCUUCGGGUGAACAGCGGCGGCAGUGCAAAGUCCUGCAGCGGCAACGCGAGCUCCCGCAGCAGCAGCAGCGUGAACUCCUGCAGCAGCAAUGCAAGCUCCUGCAGCCUCAGUGCAAACCGCAGCAGCCGAGGGGAGCGCCGUGCAGGCAGUCGGAGCGACGUUGCCGCACGCAUUUUUUCCCCCCACCUCGUGUUGCACCGCAGCAUUCGGGACGUCCCUUCCUUUCAGGUAAAGCCCCACCAAGCAGCCCCCAUUUCCGUGGCGUUGGGUCGCAGCCGCGCCGUGGGGUUGAGGUGGGAACGAAGGGAUCCCCCGUGGGUUCUGAGCUCGGUUUUGCAGCUCUGCGCUGCUCCGUUGUGCUGAGGGGGGGAGCGCUGCCCCCCUGCGCUGCCAUUGGGGAGCAGAGUUUGUGGGGCUGCUGGCGCUGCGCUCUUUGGGGUCCCGCGGUGGCACCCACAAAACUGUCGCUGUUUUGUCCCCAUCCCUCCGUGCCCCCUUUGGGUUGUGGGGUGGCCGCGUGGCCACAAAGGAGAGGAGGAAACCUUCAGAGCGGCGCUGGAAUGUCAAAGUGCGCCGUGCCUAUGGGGGGGGGAUUGGAGGGGGCUGCAGCUUUCUGAGCCCCCCAACCCCAUCGCUGCCACUCUGGGACGGGCAGAUGGAGGGGGGGGGGGAGGAGAUGGGCACCGAUGGCCGCAGCCUCGCUGUGCUGAGCUCUGUGCUGAGCUGCGCUGCGCCCACUCUGCACUCAGGACUCGGCUGCGGGCUCCCCCCCCCCCCCCCUCAAUACUAUGGGGAGCAGAGCGAAACAUGGGGCAGGGGAGGGGAAAGAAGGCUGCGAGUGCUGCUCGUACUGCGCUGUGUGUUUCUGCGCUUUGGUUUGCUUUCCCUUUUCGUGACGCUCAGCUCGGUGUUCGUCGUUCCUCCCUAUGGGGGGGGGGGG
This is a messenger RNA of Tympanuchus pallidicinctus (lesser prairie-chicken), 1580 nucleotides long. RefSeq names its product carbohydrate-responsive element-binding protein-like. The record is from RefSeq and is a predicted model, not a curated record. Lineage: Eukaryota; Metazoa; Chordata; Aves; Galliformes; Phasianidae. The coding region runs from base 1 to 1257 and encodes 418 amino acids. The transcript has 2 exons.